Rana temporaria (common frog) is the source of this 1189-nucleotide messenger RNA. RefSeq names its product voltage-gated hydrogen channel 1-like. Gene Ontology annotation, molecular function: voltage-gated proton channel activity. Gene Ontology annotation, cellular component: plasma membrane. The transcript has 4 exons. NCBI's taxonomy places the organism in Eukaryota, Metazoa, Chordata, Amphibia, Anura, Ranidae. Gene Ontology annotation, biological process: proton transmembrane transport. The record is from RefSeq and is a predicted model, not a curated record. The annotation marks the transcript as partial.
CUUCGUAGUAUUAAUGUGAUUGAACUGUACAAAUGUGGGGGGGGGAAUGUACUAAAUAUUGCUGUCCUAUCUUUACAGAUUGUCAUUGUGUGCCUUGUUGUUCUGGAUGCCUUAUUUGUGGUAACUGAAAUCGUUCUCGACUUGGAACUCUUGGUGGACAAAGUUGACCAUAUUAUACCAAAGAUCUUUCACUACAUGAGUUUGGCCAUCGUGUCCUUGUUCGUGUUGGAAAUUUUGUGUAAAAUAAUUGCUUUCAGCGUUGAAUUUUUCCACCAUAAAUGUGAGGUGUUUGAUGCAGCCAUUGUGGGUGUAUCCUUCAUUAUCGAAGUAAUUUACUCAACACUGGAAGAUUUAUUCCGUGCAAUCGGGCUGCUGAUCUUACUCAGGAUGUGGAGAGUGGUUAGGAUUGUACUUGGCUCCAGUUUGUCAGUGAUCAAAGCAGAAGACAAAAUCCAAAAAUUCAAGGACAAGAAUGAGAUUUUACUGGAAAGAGUAUCUCAACUGGAACAGCAGUGUUCCCAGCAGAUUUUAAAACCUACAGAGAAAAAGAAGCCCAAUGCAAGCCGACCAGUAACGCCACCACGAGGCAUGAUUACGAAACAGGCGAAAAAAUGAGGGUCUCUUGGCCUGCUUGGACUUGUAUUAUAGUAUAUAAUCAUUUUUUUUAUUUUAAAUUGUGUAACUUGUACUGGUCUGUUCCAUCUAGAUGUUGGCGACUUUUUUUUCCUCAUUUCAAGAAAUGUAUUUGCUACAAUGCUUACUAUUUUCUGUUCUUUACUUUUAAUCUGAAAUUCAAACUUAUUCUGUUGCUUCAAUAUGGUUUAUUUUAUGCCAGUGUUACUGUACACUCCGAUCUUUAUCUUCAUUAUUCAUGUAGCUUUGUACAAUUCACAUUAUUUGUAAAUGCUUGUUUACUACUUUAGUACUUAAAGAUGGCACUUGCGGGCUGGUCAGACUAGGAAUGUCACAGCUAUAAUUUGCAUCCUGUUUAUACAAACCACUGUGAACUUUUUCCUGUUCUUUUUUAAAGGGAUUUUCUUUUACCAUCAGGUCCACAUAUGUAUAGCUAUUAAUAUUAGAAAGAUCCCCCUCUACUUUACCAGCAUCACUGGUUUGAUGUACAUUUAAGUAAAGCACAUUUUCUGUACUGUAUUCUUUAACUGAAAUUAAAGCCAUUAUUUUAACUGUU